Messenger RNA from Plasmopara halstedii, 405 nucleotides. RefSeq lists its product as uncharacterized. The transcript is spliced from 4 exons. Lineage: Eukaryota; Oomycota; Peronosporomycetes; Peronosporales; Peronosporaceae. Bases 1 to 405 code for a protein of 134 amino acids. The record is from RefSeq and is a predicted model, not a curated record.
AUGCGUAUUCUACGCUUAUUCUUUCAUCGAAACAAAUUGCGCGCACUUUAUCCGCACAAGAUCAUCAAUCCGCAAAGCUUGAAACAGCAGUCGGAGUAUAUCUGCAUCAUUAUGCUUUGUGCGCAAGUCGCACAACAUCGACCAGAUGCUCGACCAAAGAUUCGUUUAAUGCUUCGCUUUGUGGAAAAAGUAACACGACGUGAAUGCUGUAAAGGAAAAACAUCAAUUUCAGUGCUUGCUUCUACAGGACCAGCACAUCCUUGCGAAUUCGAGUAUGGAGCAUUAGAACAAAACGAGAUUUGCAUGUUAAUGGAGAGCGUGAUGUGCUGGGUGACAUUAUUCGUUCUCCAAGGGAGAAAAGAGAAGUUUGACCAUGCGGUUCUAUUCUUACUCCAAGGAAAAUAA